UGCCCCGGAUGUAUUGGCCAGGGACAGAAGGCAGCGGCUAGGUUAGCUGUGGUCUGUGUUUGAAUGGAACAGUCUUUUUGCACAUUAGCGUGAAUUUAAAGUGUAUUCAUAACUUAACUAACAAUGGAUAUGAACAGAUAAUUGAGGUAACCAAAGCGAGUAACGAGGAGGUAAAUUGGGCUCCCUAAAACAGCCUGUAACAGUUAAGUUAGCAUAAAACUACCUAGCUCGCUACUAGCCAAACGUUUGUUAGCAUUGUUUAGGAAUUACAGCCAUGACUCUGGCAGUGGACCGAGAACCUAGAAAGACUGCGGGAAACCGCAUGUCAAAAUUACUGGAUGCCGAAGAAGAGGACGAAUUCUACAAGACCACUUACGGAGGCUUCAACGAUGAAUCAGGAGAUGAUGAGUAUCACGGAGAACAUUCGGAUACAGAGGAUGAGGUGGACAGCGACUUUGACAUCGAUGAGGGCGACGAGCCAGACAGCGACCAGGAGGAGGAUGCACCUCGAAGGAAGAGUCGAGUUGUCACUAAAGCAUAUAAGGAACCGAUAAAGGUGGCAAAACCCAAACCCAAAAGACCCUCCGAGGAACAGAAGAAGACUGAGAAGGUUAAAGUGGAGCUCAAGAGGAGGAUUCCACAAGAAUUCCAAGAUUUUGCAGAGACGCGGAAGUCUGUGCGACAGUCCACCAGCGAACAUACCCGAAAGACCAAUCUGCGCCUGCAAGAGCGUCAGGAUGCCCCUCGGAGACGGAGAGGUGCUCAUCGUGACCGGCCUCUUACCCAGGAAGAGCUGCUGGCUGAGGCCAAAAUAACAGCUGAGAUCAACAUUCGAUCUUUAGAGAACUAUGAGCGUCUGGAGGCGGACAAGAAGAAACAAGUCCACAAGAAGCGGCGUUUCGAGGGACCAACCAUCCGUUACCAUUCAGUCUUGAUGCCACUCGUCUCUCACUCAGUCCUAAAAGAAGAAAAUGUGGACGUUGAAGGGUUGGAUCAGGACGUCCCUCAAACUGCACCACAAAAUCCCACCACACCGUCCCAGCAGCCUGCCGGAGGCCUGUGCUCCCGUACUUACAUAACCUUCAGUGACGACGAAGCUUUCGAGGCGGCCUUUCCACACAGCGCCCAGCCGAGUCCUCAGCUGCCCAUCCAGGAGGUUUGUCCUGUCACCCACAAGGCCGCACUGUACCGAGACCCGGUCACUGACAUACCUUAUGCUAACACACGAGCCUUCCGCAUCAUCCGAGAAGCGUACCGUAAAUACGUGGCUGCUCAUGGAUUUCCAAACACUUCCGGUGGGGUUACGGGACUUGACUCAUCAGCAACGAAGGGUUCCCGCCAGAAAAUGGUUGUAAAGCAGACUGCUAUGGCGACAUAGAUUAAUUUCAAGAAGAAUUUAGGAAAUAUGUUGUCCUUUUUAAAACGUUAUAGCUCAACUAGAGUGACUUGAUUAAGGGACAUGAGGAAAAGCUAUAACCAAGACGUCUGUUCAACACCAUGGGAUAAAUACCUUUUCGAUCUAGUUUCAUCUUCAUCCACACAAAGUAUCCUUGGCACCAGAGAUUUAUUGUAAAUGAUGUUUGGGAUUCAGCAGUUAAUGCUAAUGUUAAUGUGACUGUUACAUUACAGCUGUUGAAGCAAUUAAAGGCAAAUAUGUUCAGUUCACUGUUGACUGGACAACAUAAAUUUACAGGACAUAUCUUAGUAAAAAACAAGUAGUACCACAACUCCAUCUGCACAGAGGCAGCUUUUGGUUUUUUUCUUUUCCCUACAAUAAAAUGCCUUUUUUACUGUCCAUAUAUUUGGUUUCUACGUAUGUACAUAUUUGUCAACAAAAAUAAAUGUUUGAAACUUGGA
This is a messenger RNA of Epinephelus moara (kelp grouper), 1857 nucleotides long. RefSeq names its product vacuolar protein sorting 72 homolog a (gene vps72a). The transcript has 6 exons. Gene Ontology annotation, cellular component: nucleus. Bases 275 to 1378 code for a protein of 367 amino acids. NCBI's taxonomy places the organism in Eukaryota, Metazoa, Chordata, Actinopteri, Perciformes, Serranidae. The record is from RefSeq and is a predicted model, not a curated record. Gene Ontology annotation, biological process: regulation of DNA-templated transcription; chromatin remodeling. Gene Ontology annotation, molecular function: ATP-dependent H2AZ histone chaperone activity.